AUGGUUGAUGCUGCCAAUCGUGGAUGGCAUGAUUCUAAUGGUUUACUAAGCAAGCAAAUAGUAGAAAGCAAGAUACUUCCUGUUCUUAAUGCAAAACUUGGAUGCCAAAAAACUUAUCAUCAAUAUCAAAGCCGUCUGAAAUGGUUUAAGACAAGAUAUCAGAGUUUUACUCAGCUUAUGCGUCAUAGUUCUGGAUUUGGGUGGGACUCCAUCUCAAAGAAAUUCGCAGCUACUGAAGAAUCUCAUCCAAGUCAAGUGCAUCUUCAAAGAGAUACAUUUGCAGACUAUAAGGAUUUGGUAAUUGCAAUUGGCAAUGGAACAGUUGCUGGGAAAAACUCAAUUGGACUUGGUGAUGAUAUUAAUGCUAGAACGUAUGAAGUUGGAGAAAGUAGACCUACCAAAUUGCAGGAUUCCAAUGAGGCAUUUGUACCAAGUCAAAAUGAAACAUCAUACCAAUCUAUGUCAUCUAGUAAUUUUACUUCAUCACAUUUUCUGGACACAAAUUUGGAUGCUCCAUUAGAAAAUCUCCCUCAAAGAAAGAAACCUAAAAUUGAGUCUGAAGCAAAUAAUAAUUCAGUUGAGACCAUAACUCGAGCUGAACUGGUAGAAAAAGUUUAUGUGGGCAUGGAUUCAAUUGCUGCAAUUACCACUGAAAUUCGAGGAAUGCAUAGCCUAAUGGAGAAAAGAGAGAAAGAGAGAGAGAAAACCAACAAUGUUUGGGAUGCCAUCAAGGAGACUCCGAACUUGGAUAAUCAUACUCGUUACAAAGCACUUGGGCUGGUUCAUAAGUUGGGAAUGAAAAAUGCAUUCCUGAAAAUGUUACCUGAAGAGCGCUCAAAGUGGAUACUAUACAAUAUGGAAUGA
Prunus mume (Japanese apricot) is the source of this 864-nucleotide messenger RNA. Lineage: Eukaryota; Viridiplantae; Streptophyta; Magnoliopsida; Rosales; Rosaceae. The record is from RefSeq and is a predicted model, not a curated record.